UCAGAACCGAAAGUCAGGCUAUUUAUAGAGCACUUGUCCACAUGCGGCGGAGGAGCAGCCCAGCCCGACCCGGCCCCGUUCGUAUGUCAGCACCGUGCGCCGCUAACCCUCCUCGCCGAAUCAACGUAGGAGCCAGUGCUCUGAUGCUACCGCUUCCUAAAUUCCUGCCCCCCCUCCAGCAAGCGGCUCCAUUUCACAGACGGGAACAGGUGCCAUCCCUCUUCUGGUCCGACUCACAGCAUGUUCGCCGGCUAGAGCGGGAAGUCUGGACUCUCGCCGCGUCGCUCCCGCCAUCGCCAUACUUCGGAUGUCGUGUUCCCCGGGGGGGUGUGCGCGGUUUUUUGGGGGGGAAGGGGGCAGGCCGUGCUGUGAGCACCAGGGAGGACCCGUCCCCGGUGUGAACACAGGAUGAGGGGCCGGGGCCGUGCCAUGGGAGCUGCAUGUCAGGGCCAUCCGCCGACUGCGGGCGCACAGAAAGGUUCCGGCGCUUUCCGUCCGCUUCGCAGCACCAUGGUCGGCAGAGUCCUGCCGAGGUUUCGCUGGGGGUUACCAGGAGACUGUGCACAGGUCAGACGUGAUGAUGCGACGCUGUUUCGCCUGCUGUGAACUUCCCGGAAUGUAUACCGUUUUCCGAGCCGUGUGAAUGGCAUCGACGGCAGGAAUUUCAUCGGCGUUCCAAAUGCCUUGACCCCCCACCCCCCAACUCGGACUGAAGCUGCCUGUCCUGCUAUUCAAGCGGAACAAUGAAUCUCUUCCCCUCAGGUUUCUCUGGAUUUUCCAGCAUGUUUGGGAAGAAGAAGAAGCGGCUCGAGAUCUCGGCGCCCUCCAACUUCGAGCACCGCGUGCACACGGGCUUUGACCACCGCGAGCAGAAGUACACUGGGCUGCCGCAGCAAUGGCAGAGCCUGAUCGCCGACACCGCCAACCGGCCCAAGCCCAUGGUGGACCCCUCCUGCAUCACCCCCAUACAACUGGCUCCCAUGAAGACCAUUGUGCGAGGGAGUCGACCUCAGAAGGAUGUCUCAAUCAAUGGUCUGCUCGAAGAGUUUGACAGCAUUUCUGUGACUCGGUCAAACUCUCUCCGCAAGGAGAGCCCACCUGCUCCCCACCAGCCGGGUUCGAAACACGCUUCUUCCAAGCCCGCAGAGGAGAACGGUUUUGGCCACCACUACUCGCGCUACUCCUGCGACCUGGACAGCUCUAAAGACUUCCCGUCAGAAGGCUACAGGGACAAGGCUUCCUUCGAUGGGGAGUGGGCGUUGGGGAGGCACUACCGGUUCACCAAACAGAACGGGCAUGCCAUGAGGAGUCCCUUUUACCCUGAUGCCAUGCCUCAGAAGUCAGACUAUGCCAAAAUGCCCCCAGACUAUCACACCUACCUGGAGAGCAAGGUGCGCUCAGAGGAAGCGGUAGGGAGCAGCCGGGAGUUCUACCAGAGUUCCUGUGGGAGCUCUGUCCAGGACCACAGAGAGCAGCCGCUGGGCACGCCGUCGCGGACUUCCCUGCACAGCGAGCAGAUCAGCUGCUCGGACAGUGAGUGGGGCUAUGGGCCGUCCCGCGAGGAGUAUGAGAAGAGACCAAAGUCAUCCUACGUAGGCCAUGGCAGCCCUCAGCCCGCCAUCCGCCAGCGGUCCCGGUCCGGCUCGGGGCUGCAGGAGCCCAGCCCACCGUAUGGAAUCAGUGCAUUCAAAUCCACCCAGCAGGGCCAUUACAGUUCCUACACAUACCCACGUCUCUCCGAAACUGUGACCGCCUCCCAGGGAGACUAUGACAGGAUGUCCAGGGACGGAAGCCCCCAGGUACCUGGAUCGGACACGUACCCUCGUGGACUCCUCAAGCUACCUCAAAGCCAUGCCAAACCAAGCUACCCCAGCAGCUUCCAGUAUCCCCCAACGUUCCACUAUAAACCAUCCCCCUAUCACCACCCUCCGUCACAGCCGAGCCCCCCUUACACACCUCAGGGUGCGUACUCCCAGCCCUGCUCCCCGUACAUCCCACCUGGGGCCUACCCUCCCCCCAGCUGGGGCUCCGCCUCUGACCAGCCACCGUCCAGAGUGUCCCACGAGCAAUUUCGGGCUGCUCUGCAGCUGGUGGUAAAGCCUGGGGACCCACGGGAGUACUUGGACAAUUUCAUUAAGAUUGGCGAGGGAUCCACUGGCAUUGUCUGCAUCGCUACGGAGAAGCACAGUGGCAAGCAAGUGGCUGUGAAGAAGAUGGACCUGCGUAAGCAGCAGAGGAGGGAGCUGCUUUUCAAUGAGGUGGUUAUAAUGAGGGAUUACCACCACGAGAACGUGGUCGACAUGUACAACAGCUACCUAGUCGGGGACGAGCUCUGGGUUGUGAUGGAGUUUCUGGAGGGUGGAGCUCUGACUGACAUCGUCACUCACACGAGGAUGAAUGAAGAGCAAAUUGCCACUGUUUGUCUAUCGGUGCUGAAGGCUCUGUCGUACCUCCAUACACAAGGAGUCAUCCACAGAGAUAUCAAGAGCGACUCCAUCUUACUCACCAGCGAUGGAAGGAUAAAACUCUCAGAUUUUGGAUUUUGUGCCCAAGUGUCGAAAGAGGUGCCGAAAAGAAAGUCACUGGUUGGCACCCCUUACUGGAUGGCACCAGAAGUCAUUUCCAGAAUGCCAUAUGGUACCGAGGUGGAUAUUUGGUCCUUGGGUAUUAUGGUGAUGGAGAUGGUGGAUGGUGAGCCCCCCUACUUCAACGAGCCACCCCUCCAAGCCAUGAGGAGGAUACGGGAUAACCUGCCGCCCCGCCUCAAAGAGUCCCACAAGGUGUCCUCUGUGUUGAGAGCCUUCUUGGACCUGAUGCUGGUGAGGGAGCCGUCCCAGAGGGCCACGGCCCAAGAGCUCCUGCACCAUCCCUUCCUUAAGCUCUCGGGCCCCCCCUCCUGCAUUGUGCCUCUGAUGCGGCACUACCGCCACCGCUGACGCCCCCUGCAGGGCGGCACCGUUCCUGCAGCAGUGGGACUUUUCGAAACGGCGACACCCAUUGCCAAGUUGUAGUUUAGGAGAAGAUGUCAGCUUCUGUUAAAUAAAUAAUACCUGGCUUUAGACGCAGGCUUCCAUGAAGUAACUACUGACCCCGUCUUUACUAGGCAGGUAGAAGUUAAUUAGUCGCUUGUGGGGUGGUGGUUCGGUAGUUUCCUCUGUUUAGGCAAUACUUCUAGACUCUUUUUGCAGAGUACAUCCAGUAAAGAGUCUGACAGGCACCAAGGAGAAGGUGAGUCCCUGAUGGUCUGCCCUGAUGGUCUGCCCUGAUGGUCUGCCCUGAUGGUCUGCCCUGAUGGUCUCUACACGCUGGCCUGUGAGGCUGAGGGGAACCCAUGCGUUGCCUAAAUCACCACUUCACAAGAGUGCGUUCACAACCUACCCUUUUGAAUUUAGCUUAUUUCUUGCAGUGUAAAAUAUCCUAAUUUUUUCUCCUCUAACACUAAUAGUGUUAUGUAUUUUAGAUCAACUGUAUUUUUUUCUGUACAGUUUUGAUAAUCUGUAUUUUGCUGUGAUGUUACUAUUGUGAUAUGGGCAGUAUUAAAUAUAAUUAAGAUAGUUUCUGCAAAGAUCUUUCCUACUAUUUAUAAUCCAAUUUUGAUUAAUAAAUGAAGAGAAGCUAAAUAAACCCACCACUUACCGAAACAAACACCAACCAGAAUAUAUUUAUUAUCAUAAACAAAACAUUUGUAGGCAGUAUUUCCUGUCAGAGUGGGGAAAUAAGGGUAUUACCAGAAUUUUGUAUGCUGUUAAAAAGUAUUAUUUAUUUUUUGAAUUGAAGAUUUAUUUUUCAGUAGUGUAGCCUUUUUUAUUUAUUUUAUUUUCUAAAAAAAGACAGUAAUGUUGAUUAUAUCAUACAAGCAAUAUUUCUACCUUGUUUAUCAUUACAUUUUUCUUUAACAUCAAUAAAAUUGAUAACUUUCGGAAUACAGCUAGUUCUUCAAUGUGGAUGGUUUAUUUAGAUGGAAAAAAAACAAUUGCUCCUAUAAAAAUUCUGAAAUGUGCAUAAAAGGCCAAUUUAUGCAAGUAACAACAAUGAAGUUUAGCAAUAUUUCUAAAUUCAUUUCAUUAUAAAACAACCUUGAUAUACACAAUACUUUCACUUACAUGUAUGAUUUACUUUUCAUUACUGGGGAUGGGCACUAUUUACAGAACAUACCUAUUAUGGUUUAUUUUCUUAGCCAUGUAUGGUUAGUUAACCCCCCAGUUUUAUUACUACCUUAUUCAUGUAUCAUCCGUGGUGUUUUGUAAAUAUGGCACAUAAUCAUGUUUGCUGCUGUCUAAACCUUGAUGAAUGUUCCAAACUGAAUGACUAUUACUUAACUGUGGUGUUGCUUGUAGAGUGAAAUUGCAUGUUUGUUAUCAGUAAAGCUGGUUUUCAAUUACAAA
Paramormyrops kingsleyae is the source of this 4385-nucleotide messenger RNA. RefSeq names its product p21 protein (Cdc42/Rac)-activated kinase 5 (gene pak5). NCBI's taxonomy places the organism in Eukaryota, Metazoa, Chordata, Actinopteri, Osteoglossiformes, Mormyridae. The record is from RefSeq and is a predicted model, not a curated record. Gene Ontology annotation, biological process: apoptotic process; protein phosphorylation; cytoskeleton organization. Gene Ontology annotation, molecular function: protein serine/threonine kinase activity; ATP binding.